Molecule: messenger RNA, 894 nt
Organism: Torulaspora delbrueckii
Lineage: Eukaryota; Fungi; Ascomycota; Saccharomycetes; Saccharomycetales; Saccharomycetaceae
Gene: CTP1
Product: Ctp1p
Exons: 1
Coding region: 1-894 (297 amino acids)
Biological process (GO): mitochondrial citrate transmembrane transport
Molecular function (GO): tricarboxylate secondary active transmembrane transporter activity
Source: RefSeq, a predicted model, not a curated record
AUGUCACAGGAGAAGAAGAAAGUAGAUCCUGCUAAAUCUUUCGUGGCAGGUGCAUUGGCUGGUGCCGUUGAGGCCUCUAUCACAUACCCGUUCGAAUUUGCUAAGACCAGAUUACAACUGGUGGAUAAAUCCUCCAAGGCGUCUCGUAACCCAUUGGUUCUGCUUUUCAACACAGCUAAAACUCAAGGUGUUGGCUCUAUCUAUGUGGGGUGUCCAGCAUUCAUUGUCGGGAACACCGCCAAGGCAGGUGUUAGAUUCUUGGGUUAUGAUACGAUUAGAAAUUUUUUAAAGGAUCCUCGCACCGGCGAAUUAAGUGGUCCUAGAGGUGUUAUUGCCGGUUUAGGUGCUGGUUUGCUUGAAAGUGUUGUUGCAGUGACUCCCUUUGAAGCAAUUAAGACCGGUUUGAUUGAUGAUAAACAGAGCGCCAAUCCAAGGUAUCAUAACAAUGGUCGCGGCAUAGUACGGAACUAUGGAUCUUUGAUUCGUGAUAAAGGUUUCCGCGGUCUAUACAACGGUGUGCUACCUGUAUCGAUGAGACAGGCCGCUAAUCAGGCAGUGAGAUUAGGGUGUUAUAAUAAGAUUAAAGUCAUGGUACAGAACUAUACAAACUCUCCAAAGGAUCAAGCCUUAUCAUCCGGUUUGACAUUUGUCGUCGGUGCCUUUAGUGGUGUCGUUACCGUGUACACCACCAUGCCAAUAGACACUGUCAAAACAAGAAUGCAAAGUUUAAACGCUUCCCAGUAUUCAUCAACCUUCAACUGUUUUAGCAGAAUUUUGAAAGAAGAAGGCUUGAAGACAUUUUGGAAGGGUACCACUCCUAGACUAGGAAGACUAAUUUUAAGCGGUGGUAUUGUUUUCACCAUUUAUGAGAAAGUCCUGACGGUGUUGGGUUGA